Molecule: messenger RNA, 661 nt
Organism: Meloidogyne enterolobii
Lineage: Eukaryota; Metazoa; Nematoda; Chromadorea; Rhabditida; Meloidogynidae
Source: the annotation of a GenBank genome assembly
AUGGAGUGUCCUUCAUGGAUGUUUUCUAAAGCAUUAUCUCAUCGUCAAAAGGUUAUGCGUCUUUAUAAGCGUUGUCUUCGUGAGAUUCAUGCUUGGUAUUUUUCAUAUGAUACACACGGAUUUCUGGAAUUUCGUUUCCAAAUGGUUUUAAUGCGCGCACGUUUUGAUGCCAAUAAGGAUGUAAAAGAUAUGCAAAUGGCUCAAUUUUUGUUGGCAGAUGGUUGUCGUCAGGUUUGGGCAAAUCGUCACCCAGACCCGUAUCGAUUUCCAAAUGAUGUUGGUGGGGCUAAUUAUGAUCGUGAACAUUGGACACCUGAUGAAAUUGCUGAAAGUAAUUUUCAUUAUACUUGGCCUGAACGCGAACAAUUUCCGUAUUAUUACAAUAAAAGAGAGCAGCGCAAAAAGGAAUUGAUGGAGCAUUGGCACAAAAUUGAAGAGUCUUGGGAUCAGGAGUUGGAUUCAAUUCAGAAGAAAUUACCUGAAGAGGAAGAGGGGGGAAAGCAGCAGCCAAGUAAAAUUUUUUAAUUUUACUUUUAAUUUUGGUCCCCAUUUUAUUUUUCCCAUUUGGUGAUAGUUGACAAUUAGAGAAAUUUUUUAGGAAGUUAGAUAACGAGAGGGUUUUCAAUUUAAAUGUAUAUUUUGAGCGUUUUAACCCGAAAAA